UCGUAAUCACAAUCACAAUCGAAGCCCAGAUAAUUCUUCACAUAUUGUGAUAGGAAAAAUAUCCUCACUUUUCUACAAAACCAGACGAAGCUAAAGAGUGGCUCCGAUUUCACCCUAACCAACCAUCUCGCAUCUCGCAUCUCGCAUCUCGCAUCUCGCAUCUUGCAUCUUGCAUAUUGCAUCUUGCAUCGAUCGCGAUUCCACCAUCGGAAUCUGGAAGCGAUGUCAACCUCGAGCCAGCACCAGUUCCGAUACACUCAGACCCCCUCGAAGGUUCUGCACCUUCGCAACCUCCCCUGGGAAUGCUCCGAGGAGGAACUCAAAGAGCUCUGCAAGCCCUUUGGUAAGAUCGUCAACACCAAGUGCAAUGUCGGCGCCAAUCGCAACCAGGCUUUUGUUGAAUUUGUAGAUCUAAAUCAAGCCAUUUCAAUGGUUUCCUAUUAUGCUUCAUCUUCAGAACCUGCUAUGGUUCGUGGCAAAACUGUUUAUAUUCAGUAUUCUAAUAGACAUGAAAUUGUCAACAACAAAAGUCCUGGAGAUAUUCCUGGAAAUGUCUUGCUGGUAACUAUUGAAGGUGUGGAAGCUGGGGACGUAAGCAUUGAUGUUAUCCAUUUGGUGUUUUCUGCUUUUGGCUUUGUUCACAAAAUCGCAACAUUUGAAAAGACUGCAGGUUUCCAGGCUCUGAUUCAGUUCACUGAUGCUGAAACUGCUUCUGCUGCUAGGGAUGCACUGGAUGGAAGAAGCAUACCAAGAUACCUACUUCCAGCCCAUGUUGGUUCUUGUAAUUUACGUAUUUCAUACUCAGCACAUAAAGAUCUGAAUAUCAAAUUCCAAUCAAAUCGCAGCAGGGACUACACAAAUCCUAUGCUUCCCGUUAACUAUACUGCUAUUGAAGGGACAGUACAGACGGCUAUAGGCCCAGAUGGGAAGAGGAAAGAACCUGAAAGCAAUGUGCUUUUGGCUUCCAUUGAAAAUAUGCAGUAUGCUGUUACUGUUGAUGUCCUUCAUACUGUCUUCUCUGCAUUUGGAACUGUCCAGAAAAUUGCUAUAUUUGAAAAGAAUGGUCAAACUCAGGCACUAAUUCAGUACCCUGAUGUAAUUACGGCAGCAGCUGCUAGAGAAGCUUUAGAGGGGCAUUGCAUAUAUGAUGGUGGCUAUUGUAAGCUUCAUCUAUCAUACUCUCGUCAUACUGAUCUCAAUGUAAAGGCUUUCAGUGACAAAAGUAGAGACUAUACCGUGCCAGAUCCUAGCCUGCUUGCAGCCCAAGGUUCUGCAACAGCUUGGCAAAAUCCACAGGCUGCACCCAUGUACCCUGGCAAUGGUCCUGCUUAUCACACUCAAGUUCCUGGUGGCCAAGUGCCAUCAUGGGAUCCAUCCCUCCAGGCGGUUAGACCUAGUUACAUAUCUGCACCUGGUACUUUUCCUGUACAAACAGGUACCGUUCCUCCAAUGCCAUCUUAUGCUCCAGCAGCAGCCAUGCCCGCAGCUUCCUCACCUCUUGCACAAAGCAGCCCCAUUGGUCAUAAUGCAAAUCCAAUGGGAAUCUCUCAGUCUGGGGUUCCACCCAAUGUAAAUUUACAGCCCAGUGGCGCUCCUGGUUCCUCACCUAUCAUGCAGACCAGCCAAGCGGCUCAACCAAAUGCAAGACCUGAUGGUGCUUCACCUCCUGGUCAACAUUAUUAUGCUUAGAAAGCCAGUUUUACAGUUUUACUGUCACAUGAAUGAAAGGAAAAUGGUUUUGGGGGGAAGAAGAAUGAUAGUAUGAUAAAUUUGGAAACUUCAUCAGGCAUCAUCAUCGUUGUUUUUGAAUGAUGUAAUUUUAUUUGCAAAGAAAGCUCCGAAAUAGUUGAUCUCUUAC
This is a messenger RNA of Vigna radiata var. radiata (mung bean), 1858 nucleotides long. RefSeq names its product polypyrimidine tract-binding protein homolog 1. Gene Ontology annotation, biological process: regulation of RNA splicing. Gene Ontology annotation, cellular component: nucleus. NCBI's taxonomy places the organism in Eukaryota, Viridiplantae, Streptophyta, Magnoliopsida, Fabales, Fabaceae. The transcript has 10 exons. The record is from RefSeq and is a predicted model, not a curated record. The coding region runs from base 223 to 1689 and encodes 488 amino acids. Gene Ontology annotation, molecular function: mRNA binding.